UGAUGGACCCUUUAGCGGUGGCUGAAGAGACGCUACUUCUAAACGUCCGUCAGAGCUUCGCCCCGCCCCUCAAGGCAGCCGGCACCAAUCAGAGUCGUGCAGGGCGGGUACUGGCCAAAGCUAGAGCCUGCUGUUGCUCCAGCAACCACCGAGGAACCCAAGGCGAACGCGGCAGCAGAGAUACGGCGCUUCAGUUCUCUCGCUGCCAGGUAGGUCCUGGGAGAUGCUCGAGUUACAUCUCAUUGGCGCUCGCGGACAGAAGGACUGGACAGGCCGAUGAACUACGAUCCCCGCUACCACCUUCGCCUUUCCUAACCGUUAGGCUCUCGGAGGGGCAUGGCUGAGGUGCACGUGAUCGGGCAGAUUGUGGGUGCCACCGGUUUCUCUGAAAGUAGCCUCUUCUGCAAGUGGGGCAUCCACACAGGGGCAGCAUGGAAGCUUCUGUCAGGUGUGCGGGAAGGCCAAACACAGGUAGACACCCCCCAGGUAGGGGACAUGGCCUACUGGUCUCACCCCAUCGAUCUGCACUUUGCCACCAAAGGUCUUCAAGGCUGGCCCCGGUUCCAUCUCCAGGUGUGGUCCCAGGACAGCUUUGGCCGUAGCCAGCUCGCAGGCUAUGGAUUUUGCCAUGUGCCCAGCAGCCCUGGCAUCCACCAGCUGACCUGCCCCACAUGGCGGCCCCUGGGCAGUUGGCGGGAGCAGCUGGCACGGGCCUUUGUGGGUGGUGGGCCACAGCUAUUGCAUGGGGAUACCAUCUACAGUGGGGCUGACCGUUACCGCCUGCAUACAGCUGCUGGUGGCACCGUGCACUUUGAGAUCGGCCUUUUGGUGCGUCACUUCGACCGCUAUGGUGUUGAAUGCUAAGGGCCCCUGCCUCCAAUGGCUGCCCCCUCCAUAUACACCUUUAGACAUCCAGUGAGGGGCAGGCUGGCACAGUGGUCAAGAGACUGUCAGAUGUAACCCAGCUAAGGCAUUGCAUUGCUCCUGUCCUUGUUAGAACCUUGAACCAGUAACUAGCUGUACCUCUGGGCCCAGUUUCCCUAUCUGUAAAAUGGAGCCAAUAAAUAUGUGGAGUCACAGGGAA
Otolemur garnettii (small-eared galago) is the source of this 1084-nucleotide messenger RNA. RefSeq names its product B9 domain containing 2 (gene B9D2). Lineage: Eukaryota; Metazoa; Chordata; Mammalia; Primates; Galagidae. The transcript has 4 exons. The record is from RefSeq and is a predicted model, not a curated record. Gene Ontology annotation, cellular component: MKS complex. The coding region runs from base 337 to 864 and encodes 175 amino acids. Gene Ontology annotation, biological process: cilium assembly.